Messenger RNA from Oncorhynchus kisutch (coho salmon), 2691 nucleotides. Its product is annotated as very-long-chain 3-oxoacyl-CoA reductase-A. Lineage: Eukaryota; Metazoa; Chordata; Actinopteri; Salmoniformes; Salmonidae. Bases 258 to 1208 code for a protein of 316 amino acids. The record is from RefSeq and is a predicted model, not a curated record. The transcript is spliced from 12 exons. Gene Ontology annotation, molecular function: oxidoreductase activity. Gene Ontology annotation, cellular component: endoplasmic reticulum.
GGGAGUUGUGGGAGUGUGACGCUACAACCACCUUAUAAAGGGACUCACCGUGUGUCUUGAAAUUAGAGCACGUUGCCUAAAUUUGAGGUCUCCACACAGUCACUGAAAAGCCGCUGUAAUGCAUUCGUUGAAGUUGGACCACAUGCUUCAUAUGACCGAGACGCCGCUCUUCUGGGUCGGGACAUUCACCGUGGCCUCACUGUCUUUAUGGGUGCUCCACCGACUCCUCCAGGGUUUUCGGUUUUGGGUCUUGGGAAAUGGACAGUUGCUCUCUCCGAAAUUGGGCAAAUGGGCAGAAUCGACAAAGAUGUCCAGUACAGAUGAACCACAAACCAAUUUGCGCAGGUUGUGCACUCCUCAUUCAGAGAUCUGUUGUGGUUGUGACGGGAGCCACAGACGGAAUCGGGAAAGUCUAUGCAGAGAAGCUUGCUGGAAAAGGGUUUGCCAUGAUGCUCAUCAGUCGCUCCCAGGACAAGCUGGAUGACGUCGCCAGGCAGCUUGAGGAGCAAUACAAGGUGGAGACCAAGACCAUCGCUGUGGACUUUGGUCUGUCGGAUAUCUACCCCAAGAUCGAAGCUGGACUGGCAGGCCUGGAGAUCGGAGUGUUGGUGAACAAUGUUGGAAUCUCCUAUCCCUACCCUGAGUACUUCCUGCAUAUUCCUGACCUGGAUAACUUCAUCACCAACAUGAUCAAUGUCAACAUGACCUCUGUUUGCCAGAUGACCCGUCUUGUCCUGCCCAGAAUGGUUCAGAGGUCCAAAGGUGUGGUCCUCAACAUCUCCUCUGCUAGUGGCAUGUACCCUGUCCCACUCCUCACUGUAUACUCCUCUUCCAAGGCUUUUGUGGACUUCUUCUCUCGUGGACUUCAGGAGGAGUAUAAGGCCAAGGGAAUCAUUGUCCAGAGUGUACUGCCCUUCUUUGUGGCCACCAAGAUGACCCGUAUCAAGAAGCCCACCCUGGACAAGCCCACCCCUGAGCGCUAUGUGGCCGCGGAGCUGAACACCAUCGGACUGCAGGGCCAGACCAACGGCUACUUCCCCCACGCUGUAAUGGGCUGGCUGACCACUGUCCUGGUGCCUAUUAACUUGGUCAUCUACUUCGGGGCCAGGAUGAACCGAGCCCAACGCACCGGAUACCUGAAGAGGAGGAAGCUGAGGGAACCGGCCAACCAGAGCAACGGGAAGAGUGACCGGCUGAAGAGCGAGUAAAACCAACUCCAUAGCAACGAAUGGAGACUAGAAGCUGACCAUAGAACUACCCUGGACUGUGUCUGUGUUGAUCAGGCCCCCCCCCCCCCCCCAGACGUUUCACAUUGUUUGUUUAGUUUUAGCCAUAAACUGGCACACCUGAUUCCAUUUAGUUGACUAAUGGUGUCAAGUGUGCCAUUUUAGGUUUAAAACCAUGUGAAACGUCUGGGGAAGCCUGAUUAGAGGGUUGGGCAAAGCUGCAUUAGAUAAUGUUGUUGAAUUUUCACUUUUUUUGUGUCAGAGUCCAUAUUGAUGUAACUUUAGCAAGUCUCUCUGAAUGAAGUAGUAACUGGCCACAGUGGCAGGAACAAAAUAAAUGAAAGGAAAAGGUCUUUGUUCUCAGCACAGGGAAUAGUUAUUUUUCUAUGUAAACAAAUGAAUUGGUGAUAAGAAUCUCAAAUAUAUUUUUAUGUACGUAAAAGCAAGCUAGAUCUUCAGGCACUUUACGAAAUUGUGUUUAUACGCUGUGGCUGAAAAGUGUACAAGUGGUGAUCUUAAUCCCUCCUGUCCUUGAUUCCUAAUUUCCUUAACACCUCUCUAAGCUCAUUGGAGGACAGGCUCAAAGGUCCCACCCCUCGAACACCUUCCAAUGAGCUUCCAGAGGGAGGAAUCAAGAACCCGGAUAGUCAGAGUUGAUGGCUUGUACACGUUUCAGACCUUAGCCCAUGUAAGGAUCUCUCUCCAGCCUCAGCUUGUCUUGUCUUUAGCUGAGUUGUUGGCCUUUUUUUUUUCUGUGGUUGUUUUUGUGGAUUUGUUUUGUUUCCUGGUUUUAAGUUGUCCAACUGCAAUCUUGUAAGGUUGUUUUAUGGAUUUGAUGGAGGGAAACAAAAGUACAUUCUUUUCUCUCUUUCUCAUCCAGUUCUUGUUGGUUUUGGUCCAACGAGGGACUUUGGCACAUUGAUGUCCUUGUAUGGAGCUCUGAACGAGUGACACUAAUAGUUGAAAAGCUGACCAUACACGCUGUUGGCUUACAGCUCAUACACUGUAUUGCAGAUACCAAAGAUUGUAUGUAUUAUAUUGUGCAAGAUUGCCUCUUUGUACAACGAGCACAACUCUUUCUGACUGUUUUGUUUGGGGGUUUGGUCAGUGAGGGCCUUGGAUCUCUCUGGCUUGUUCUGACCAAUGUUCAGACUUUAACCGUGGUGCCUUUUUUAGAAGAGUUCUCAGUGUGAAACUCAACCAGUUUUACAUGAUCAGGGAUGUUGAGCAGUGAAUUGCCAUGAACUCCUGCUACUUUGCACCUGUAUAAUAUUCAGAACUUUUCUAUGAUUUUAUAACUUAAAAAAAUACUGGGCAAUGUGCUCUGUAGUUUCACUCCAACUUUUUGUAUGAUUUCUGGAUAUUAUUAAUGAACAUGUACUAUGCUGUUUAAAAGGGAUUCAAAUGCAAAGUUUAUAUUCCUUGUGUUUAAAAAAAACAGUUGAUAAAACAUGGCGUAUGCUUU